AUGUCUGAUGACUUGAACGAGUUGAAAUUAUUUGGGGAGAGUUUAGGUCUUAAAGAUGAAGAUCUCACAAAUUUUAUUAAAGAACAGCAAGCUUUACGGAGAGAUGAGAGACAAGCUCAGAGAGAGUUAGAUAAGAUAAAGAUAAAAUCUCAGACUGAGGUUGAAAAAGAGAGACUAAGUUUUGAGUUUGAACGAUAUGCUGAGGCUCAGCACUGGGAUCAUUCAAACUGGGCUAUAAAUCUUAGUGCAUUAUUAAAGGGGAAGGCUUUAGAUGUGUAUGCGUUAAUGCCAAAAACUCAUGCCCUUGAUUACAAUACUCUUAAGACAGCUUUAUUGAAACGCUUUGAAUUGACCGAUGAUGGUUUUAAAAAGAAGUUUAGAUCAUGUAGGCCUGAUCAGUGUGAAACCUUUUCUCAAUUUGCUGUCCGAUUGAGUAGUUACUUUGAAAGGUGGGUUGAAAUGGCAAAGGCACCCAAAACAUAUCAAGGUUUGUAUGAUCUUAUGUUGCGAGAUCAAUUUCUGCAUGUAUGUACUCAAGAUUUAAGAUUGUUUUUAAAGGAGAGAAUACCCGACAGUCUAACAAAUAUGGCAAACUUAGCUGACCAGUACAAAGAUGCCCGUGACUUGAGUGCGGUUCAAGCUGCAGGUAAGGGUAAAAUUUCUUUGUCAAAAAAGGUUGAUCAGGUAAAGAAAGUAGAUGUUGGUGAGAACAAGAGUUCGUCUUUUGAUAAGAAAGAACGUAAGUGUUUUAAAUGUCACAAAGUUGGACAUAUUGCAUCAGAGUGUAGGUCCAAAACAACGUUAAACAAUGUGUCACAUGCUGUACAGGACGUUGGAUCUUCUGAGCAAAAGGUAUGUUUUGUUAGUACAAUGCCUUCAGACUCUGUUGUAGAAUCUACUGCAUCUUCAUUUCCAACAACUACGUCAUUUUCUUCUUGUCAAAGUAACCUAGCUUCUAGUAUGCCGAUAUCUGCAGGUUAUGUUAACAAUGUACCAGUGACAGUCUUGAGAGAUACUGGCUGCAGUGGUAUUGUCAUAAGGAGGAGCAAAAUACAAGAUGAAGACCUAGUACAAGGUAAGAAACAGACUUGUGUUCUAGCAGAUGGCUCCAAAAUAACUGUUCCGAUCGCAGAGGUUUCCAUUAAUACUCCCUUCCUGAAAGGACAAUAUGAGGUAUGGUGCAUGGAGAAUCCUGUAUACGAUCUGAUAGUUGGUAAUGUCCCAGAUGCCAAGCCAGCGACUCAACCAGAUCCAGAUUGGCAGGUAAAUGCUGUUGAGACCCGGCAACAGAAACGUAACAAGAGCAAACCAUACGCUCAGCUUAAAGUACCAGCCAUCAUCUCUGAGGAUCUUGAUCCAUUGAAAAUUAGAAAUGCACAAGAGCAGGAUGUUUCUCUGAGAAAGGUACGUGAAUAUGUUGAGAACCACGUGACUCAGAUGAAGAAAAAUGGUAAGGUGAGUUGGUUUAAGAAAAAUGAACUUAUGUUUAGACAAUACACUACUCGCACUGGAGGACAAGACAGGGUGUAUACUCAGUUGGUUGUUCAUGCAAAGUUUCGGGACCAGGUAAUGAAACUAGCGCAUGACUCUUUGUUAGCAGGUCACUUGGGGACACAGCGAACCUUAGCAAGAGUCACCUCAGAAUUCUUCUGGCCAGGGAUGCAUAGUGAGGUGCGGCGUUAUUGCCAGUCGUGUGACAUAUGUCAACGUACAGUUCACAAAGGUAAGAUACAGAAAGUGCCAUUGGAGCGAAUGCCACUCAUAGAUGAGCCCUUCCAAAGAGUUGCCGUUGAUCUUGUUGGACCACUUUACCCAACCACGGACAAAGGUAACCGUUAUAUUUUGACUCUGGUGGAUUAUGCUACUCGCUAUCCAGAAGCUAUUGCUUUGCCUAACAUCGAGACAGAGGGAGUUGCAGAGGCCCUGAUGGAGAUGUUCUCGAGAAUCGGUGUGCCCCGUGAGAUGCUGACAGAUAUGGGAAGUCAAUUUACUUCUUCUCUAAUGUCAGAGGUGAGUCGACUUAUUUCUCUUCGACAAUGGACCACAACACCUUAUCAUCCGAGCUGUAAUGGGUUGGUAGAAAGUUUCAACGGAACUCUGAAACAAAUGUUGAAGCGACUUUGUUCUGAAAAGCCUAAAGAUUGGGACAAGUACCUGAGUGCAGUUCUGUUCGCCUAUAGAGAAGUUCCACAGGAGAGUCUUGGAUUUUCUCCGUUCGAGCUUGUAUAUGGCCGAUCAGUUCGUGGACCAAUUUCAAUCUUGAAAGAGUUAUGA
Molecule: messenger RNA, 2274 nt
Organism: Saccostrea cuccullata (small rock oyster)
Lineage: Eukaryota; Metazoa; Mollusca; Bivalvia; Ostreida; Ostreidae
Exons: 2
Coding region: 1-2274 (757 amino acids)
Biological process (GO): DNA integration
Molecular function (GO): zinc ion binding; nucleic acid binding
Source: RefSeq, a predicted model, not a curated record